UAUGCUUGUACAUAUACGUGUGUGAGCAUGUGCAACAUCUGAAUGGACUUCAACUCAACUAAUUUGGAGUUGUGUGUGGACUUGAAACGGCAACAGUUAUAGCACAGUGCCAUCGCAUUUACGUCGCGCACAGGUAGUUCGACUGAUCAUUAUUAACCGCGCUAUUCGUGUUAUUUUCUAUAUCGCGCGCAAGGCAGUGUUUCGUUUAUUAUUAGAAGAAAAUUAGAAAUGUAAUAGAAGCUACGUUAGACGAAAAAGUAGUGGAGCUCACAUUCCUCGGCAGGAAUAUUUGUUUUUUCCGUGUGGGAGUACCUGCGCGUGAGUGAAAGAUAAAGCCAAUAAGAAAAGUGUAACUCUCUCGAGAGGUAACUCUCUACCUCUCCAAGUUUAAGUGUGCGGAUCAGAGGUUUCUUCGAUUAAAUACCGGUUCACUAACGAAGCAUACGACUGCUAAGAUUUAGAAAGUCAUUGAAGCGAUUUGUAAAGAUGUCAAAACUCAACAAAUAUGAAAUCAACAAAACGGAAUGGGAAGUUCCUGAUAGAUAUCACAUGCUUAUGCCUGUGGGUUCAGGUGCUUAUGGGCAAGUUUGCUCUGCUGUAGACAAACAAACUGGUCAUAAAGUUGCUAUUAAAAAGUUGGCAAGACCAUUCCAAUCUGCUGUUCAUGCAAAACGAACAUACAGAGAGCUACGAAUGUUGAAACAUAUGAAUCAUGAAAAUGUGAUAGGUUUGUUAGAUGUAUUUCAUACUGGUUCGUCAUUGGAGGAAUUUCAGCAUGUCUAUUUAGUAACUCACCUCAUGGGAGCUGAUCUAAAUAAUAUUGUGAGAACUCAAAAGUUAUCAGAUGACCAUGUCCAAUUCUUAGUUUACCAAAUUCUUAGAGGUCUAAAGUAUAUUCAUUCUGCUGGAAUAAUUCACAGGGAUCUUAAACCAUCAAACAUAGCGGUAAACGAAGACUGUGAAUUGAGAAUAUUAGAUUUUGGUUUGGCUAGACCAACAGAAAAUGAAAUGACUGGAUACGUAGCAACUCGUUGGUAUAGAGCACCAGAAAUCAUGUUGAACUGGAUGCACUAUAAUCAAACAGUUGAUAUUUGGUCAGUUGGUUGUAUUAUGGCAGAGUUAUUAACUGGUAGAACAUUAUUUCCAGGAACAGACCACAUCGAUCAUCUAACUCGAGUAUUAGUGCUCUGUGGUACACCCACGGAAGAAACUAUGAGUAAAGUUACAAGUCAAGAGGCGAGAAAUUACAUACACAGCUUACCUCCACUGAAAAAGAAGAACUUUAAGGAAGUUUUCCAAGGAGCUAAUCCGUUAGCUAUAGAUUUAUUGGAACUGAUGUUGGAACUGGAUGCUGAAAAAAGAAUAACGGCAGAGCAAGCUCUCGCGCAUCAUUACCUGUCUCAGUAUGCGGAUCCUACAGACGAGCCAAUUUCAUUGCCAUACGAUCAAAGCUUCGAAGACAUGGAAUUGACAGUCGAAAAAUGGAAAGAGUUGGUUUACCACGAAGUUGUAAAUUUUGUUCCUCAGCAGCAAGUACUGCCUGUAUCGUGAUCACCAAAAACAAUCACCUAACAAUAAUUGCACGUUAUUAAAAAUUUAUACAUACACAUACUUGACUUAUGUACAGGAAUAGGCCAUGUAAAAAGAAUCGAAUAUUGUACAAACACUAUUUUUGCGAAUAUAAUUUUUGCAGUAAUCAAGAUACUCAACAAAACCUACCAUUAUACUAUUUUAAUAUGAAGAUUUAAUUUUGUUAUAAUAAUUAUUAUAAUUAAUAAAGA
This is a messenger RNA of Phymastichus coffea, 1781 nucleotides long. Its product is annotated as mitogen-activated protein kinase p38b-like. The transcript is spliced from 11 exons. Gene Ontology annotation, cellular component: nucleus; cytoplasm. NCBI's taxonomy places the organism in Eukaryota, Metazoa, Arthropoda, Insecta, Hymenoptera, Eulophidae. Gene Ontology annotation, molecular function: ATP binding; MAP kinase activity. The record is from RefSeq and is a predicted model, not a curated record. Gene Ontology annotation, biological process: protein phosphorylation; intracellular signal transduction. Bases 487 to 1551 code for a protein of 354 amino acids.